Molecule: messenger RNA, 6630 nt
Organism: Apus apus (common swift)
Lineage: Eukaryota; Metazoa; Chordata; Aves; Apodiformes; Apodidae
Gene: ING3
Product: inhibitor of growth family member 3
Exons: 11
Coding region: 4726-5871 (381 amino acids)
Biological process (GO): regulation of DNA-templated transcription
Cellular component (GO): NuA4 histone acetyltransferase complex
Source: RefSeq, a predicted model, not a curated record
GCCGCCGCCGCUGCUGCCGCCACGGCUGCUGCCGCUCCGACCUGUGUGGGCAGCUCCCCUCCCCGCCGCCGACCCGUGCGCUGGCCCGGGGUGUUCGCCCCCCUUCGCCGGCCGGCGCCCCGGCUCUCCGGCAGCGCCCCUCCGGUGCCGGGGCGGAGGGGCCGCACCCCGGGGCCGGACGCGUGUGGGCGGCAGCGGGUGCCUGGCGUCGUCUGCUGCGGGCCGGCGGUGCAGGCGCGGGGCGGCGGGCGCUGCUGCGGGAGGCGGCGCUGCGGAGGCCCCGCGCGGCGCCGGGAGCCGCCGGGACGCAGCGAGGGGCGGGGCGCGCUCGGCUGGGGCCUGCGCGCCGGGCAGCCCCUCCUCGCCUCCCCGUGGCCCGCAGCUGAGUCUCGGCGCAAGUAGGAUCUUAGAGGAGUUUCGUUCCUGGGCUUGUGUUGCUCCCAAGGGCAUUUUCGGUGGCACGUCCCAAACUCUUUAGAUUUUUGAUCCCUAAGAGCAGUGAUGGUGGUUUGGAAUGUGAGUUCUGUCCCACUCCUUCAGCAGGUAGUGGCGUGCUGUCUCUCAAACUUUCCAGCCAGCUCCUCUCAUCAUAGCAUGUGUGAAGGUGCUUUUUGCUCAGCCUGUUGUGCCCUAGCAGACACGCAGCCAAACGCACAGUCUGCUUUAGUUUUCUUCAUAGAUACUUUGAUUAUCUCUCUUUAUAUGCUGGUACAAUGUGCUGCCUUAUGCUGUUUUCAGGAUGCCUUGGUGUCUUUUCUAAUGAAAUCUCAGCUGGGACUUAGGUGUCCCCUAACACCCAGUUAGGUGUUGCUGUCAUUUAAUUCACAAUUCAUGUGGUCAUCUAUAACUGUGACACAAAGAUCUUUGUUAAUGAAACUCAUACUGCACAAAAGAGGAGAUGAAUCAUCAGCAGAGAAGAAUUGUGCUGUUUUAAAGAAGAAAGAGAAAGAGCAAGGAGUGAAAUAACAGCGUGAAUGCUAUACAGGAAUACAAAAUGCAACAUGAUGUGGGAGCACAGUUCUUGAGAACAAUAGUUUAACCUAUAACACUUAAAAGUGCAGUGUCAGGCUUUCCCUUGGAUAUUUACUUCAGUGGGCAAAACAAGUCUACUUGACAGACUUCAUUGGCACAUGUUGAACUGGCUGUGGGAUUUAUAUGUACUCUAUACCUAAGUGCUGUCUCAGGUUCAGUGCUUGAAGUUGUGGGAGUAGAGCUAUGGGUCCCUGUGGGAGAUAACCUCUGGAGUAACUAUCACUAGGCAGCAUCAGGAGAAGGAGUGAGCAAUUAAUUGCCUUACCUAGUUCUGAGUAAGUUCACGGAUUUUACUUCUAUUUAGUAGGGAGCCAAAGGAGCAGUAGUUUUUUGAAGUGUGUUUCAGAACUGAGCCAGCUAAGUACUGCCAAGGUUGCAUUAGUGUCAUUUCCUCUGCUUUAACUGGAAGUGGAAAAUAACACUCCAUAUUGUAUUACUGGAAGUAGCAAAUAACACUGAGUAUUGUAUACUGAGAUGAACCUUAGUCCCAGAGAAAAAUUCUUUCCAACCUUGGUACUUCUGUAGUUCUAGCACAAUGAGUGACAAAGCAUCCAAAGUCAUUUACAAAACUUCUGAACUAGCAUCUCUUCAACAUCAGUUGCCAAAUUGUACACUGAAUACUAUGUGCAAACCUGGAGGUUGUUCUUAUGCUGUCACAUAGUGACUUGCUGUGAUGAUUAAGUGUUUCUUAAGUACUUGAAAACAGUACUUUGAUGAAUGUUGCUGCUGCAGAAACCUACACGAGUUGUAAUUCAGCGAUAACUGUGCUGCUGUGUUUUAGAGUCAAUGUUGCCUUUACAUUCCAUCCUGUUUGGACCACGUGCACUUCUAGUGCUGCUGUUUGUUUUUGGAAGUAAUAACAAACCAGCUAUGCCUACUCUAUGUCCUGAUACGGCUGCUGUGGGAAAAGUGAAGACCAUCUGACUCUUGAGCUUUAACUGAGCUCCACAUGGAGCAUAAAAUGUGUUUCUCUAUUUAAGUUCAAAUAAUGGGUUUUACCUCCAUGGCAAAAUGUCAAGCUCUGGAAAAGACCUCUUUUCUAAUAGGAUUUCUGGCAGCUCUCUUAGGAAAUCUGAUCUAAGAAAUUCAUAUUGCAGAAUUACAGUUGGAUAAAAAAGUUAGGGGAGGAGAAAAGGUGAAGGAACUUGAGUUUACCAGGGAGGACUUUUCAUAUAAUUCAGUAGAUCUGACCUGCCCUUUGCUGCUUCUGCCCUUUCAAGAGAGACCAAGUUACUGUGAAAAUUUCCCCUUACGUAGUUUCCCAUAGACUGAUAUGUGUCCUCAACCAAAAGUAAAGAGGGAAGAUUUUAAUUGUCAAGUUUUUCCUGUCCAUGGAGCCAUUAGAAAAAUUAUCACCCAACUGUUUGCGCUCUGGGAAUAGAAUCAUGGAAUGUGUUGAGUUGCAAGGGACCUACAAAGGUCAUCUAGGGUCAUCUAGUCCGACCACCCUAUAAUAAGCAGGGACAUCUCCAACCAGACUGCUCAGAGCCCUGUCCAGCCUGACCUUGAAUGUCUCCAUGGAUGGGGCCUCCACCACCUCACUAGGCAAUCUGUUCCAAUGAUCCCCCACCCUCAUAUUUAAGAGCUUUUUUCCUAAUGUCCAACCUAAAUGUACAGUUUUCUGACUUGAAACCAUUACCCCUGUCCUGUUGUUACAUGCCCUAGUGAACAGGUCUUCCCCAGCCUUCUUAUUGGCUCCUUUCAGGUGUUGAAAGGUUGCUAUAAGGUCCGCCCAGAGCCUUCUCUACUUCAGGCUGAACAACUCCGACUCCCUCAGCCUGUCUUCAUAAAGAGGUGCUCCAGUCCUCUGAUUGUUUGUGUUGCCCUCCUCUGGACAUGCUGCAACAGGUCCAUAUCCUUCUUGUGUUGGGACCUCCAGAGCUGUAGACAGUACUCCAGGUGAGGUCUCACCAGGGCAGAGCAGAGGGUCAGAAUCACCUCCCUGGCCCUGCUGGCCACACUUGUUUUGAUGCAGCCCAGGAUGCAGUUGGCCUUCUGGGCUGCAGUAGCACACUGGUAGCUCAUGUCCAGCUUUUGAUGCACUGGUACUCCCAGGUCUUUUUCCACAGGGCUGCUCUCUAGCAUGUCUUCCCCCAGCCUGUAUUAAUAUGUCUGGUUGCCCUGGCCCAGGUGCAGGACCCUGCACUUAGCAUUUUUGAACCUCAUGAGGUUUACCAGGGACCACUUCUCCAGCUUGUCCCGAUACCCCUGGAUGGCAUGGAAUAGGCGAUGGAACAUUUUGUCUUUUGGCUUUAUGGACCAAAUUUUAGUAAUUUGGUAGAAGAAAAAGCUUUUACAAGUCUCUGAAUGAAGUAUGUGUUGCUUGCUUGCUGCUCAGGCUUCUGAAUUUUCCCCCUGAAUAACACAGUGCAAAUGGAAAAUGUUAAUUGUACAGAUUUUUCGAUUUUUAACCUGUUUUACACCAAAACUGUUUUACUGCUGUGUUUCGUUCUAAAUAAAGCUGAUGUGAGCCUUUGUCACAACUGUUCUGGCCUGGGAUUAAUUGUGCUCUGUCCAGUCAGUUGUUAGGUUCCUGUUGGUUUUUAUGCUGGACACUCCCAGUAUAGGAAGAAUCAGUUCAUGUUUUUGAUAAUUUAUUAUGAAUAAUUUUUGGUUAUUUAUGUGAACAGUUAUUUCUAGUGGUGAAUUUCCGCAGAGUGAGAAAACAUUUGAGCUUCAUUGGAUUUGAGAAGUUAAUCAUACUUGAGGAUUCAUCAGUUUCUUGAUCUAGUUAAUUUUUUAUUAUUUUUUUAAAUUAUUUUUUCUUGGUAAGAGGUGAUGGCCACCAUGUGAUCCAGUUUUAAUGAUGGUUUCUGGAAAGCAUCUGAACAAUUUUACACCUUGAGCCUGAAGUCUGUAGGUAGCUGGUGCAUUGUCACGUUUAAUUUGAAACUGCUGUUUGGACAGUAUCACUGAGAUUGCUGUGAAAAAUUUUUCAGUACUAUCAUCUAUCCUGAGACAGCAAUGCUCUCAAAGCUAGUUUGACUGAGGCAGCUGUGUGUUUUUGGAAAUAUGCAAGCUGUUGCAUACACAAAUGUCCAGUUGUUGAAAGAGUAAACUCAGUGGUUUGUUAGGGUUUUUUUUCCAAGGAGUGUGAGGGAAAGGGAGGGGAAUCGCAGUUCCUGUGUGAAUAAACAAUGAAACAAAUAACUUGUAGUCGGUACUUUCCUUUCUUAUGAUAAUGUUAGAGAAUUGGUGGCUUUAUUCUUCCCUUUAGGAUAUUUCUCAACCUUGGGUAAGUGGGAGGACUCAGUCCAAACAGUAGGUCAUCAGUGCAUUUGUCCCUUAGUGUUACCCUGUGGAGGUGGAGGGAGUAACCUUGUAAGCACUUUAAAUUUGCCGUCACCCUUCCUAGCAUACAAUAGAGAGGGCUUUGACAUAAAGGCGGUGACUUGACUCUUCAGUUGCUUUUUGAGGCACUAAUUUUUACAACUAUUUGGUUUUGUAUUUGACUGUUUCUCUUAGGAGAACAUUUUGUUUCCUGCUCAGUUUGUAACUGGCUAGAAUGUUCCAAAGUCAGCAGUCUAGAGCCCUGGGUGAGGAGUUUGGGUCGUGCUUUAAGUCACUACCACUGCUCUUAGGGACAAAAAACCUUUAGAACUUGGAGUCCUGCCUGUCCCAUGCUGGAGAGCACAAGAACCUAGAUGAGAAUCGUACCAGAAUGCAAUUCUGCUUCUUGGAGAGUAAGAUGCAAUGGAUCAGCUUGAGCAGAGGGUAAAUGAAUUUUUUAUGAAUGCAAAGAAAAACAAACCUGAAUGGAGAGAAGAACAAAUGACAUCAAUCAAAAAAGAUUACUAUAAGGCUUUGGAAGAUGCAGAUGAAAAAGUGCAACUGGCUAAUCAAAUAUAUGACUUGGUAGACCGUCAUUUGAGAAAAUUGGACCAGGAACUUGCUAAAUUUAAAAUGGAACUUGAAGCAGAUAAUGCUGGAAUUACAGAAAUAUUAGAGAGACGGUCUCUGGAGCUGGAUACGCCAUCACAGCCUGUCAAUAACCAUCAUGCCCAUUCUCACACUCCAGUAGAGAAGAGGAAACACAACCCAUCUCACCAUAGUACAACAGAUCACAUUACUGAAAAGAAGUUUAAAUCUGAAGCUCUUCUGUCUACCCUGACUUCAGAUGCGUCUAAAGAAAAUACGCCAGGGUGUCGAAACAGUAAUUCAUCAUCCUCUUCAAACAAUGCAUACAAUACAAACUCUUCUCAACCAUUGGCAUCAUAUAACCUGGGCUCAUUAUCUUCAGGAUCUGGGGCCGGUGCAAUUACCAUGGCAGCAGCUCAAGCAGUGCAAGCCACGGCACAGAUGAAGGAAGGAAGACGAACAUCCAGCCUAAAAGCCAGCUAUGAAGCAUUUAAAAACAAUGAUUUUCAGCUUGGAAGAGAAUUUUCAUUAUCCAGAGAUUCAACUGGAUAUUCAUCAUCUGCUCUGGCAUCUACGUUAACACAGACAUUAAGUUCAUCAACCACAGAUUCACGAAGUGGCAGAAAAAGCAAAAACAACAACAAAUCCUCAAGUCAGCAGUCCUCAUCAUCUUCCUCUUCUUCGUCUCUGUCGUCAUGUUCUUCUUCAUCUGCACUGGCACAAGAACUGUCUCAGCAAACAGCAGUAAUACCAGAGUCUGAUUCUAAUAGCCAGGUUGACUGGACCUACGAUCCAAAUGAGCCUCGAUACUGCAUUUGUAAUCAGGUGUCCUAUGGUGAGAUGGUAGGCUGUGAUAACCAAGAUUGUCCUAUUGAGUGGUUCCAUUAUGGGUGUGUUGGACUGACAGAAGCACCAAAAGGGAAGUGGUACUGUCCACAGUGUACGGCUGCAAUGAAGAGAAGAGGCAGUAGACAUAAAUAAGUUUCUUCAUCUGGAAAAAAAAUUUACAUACUAAAAGUUUUAUAGAGGACUUGGGAUGGGGAGGAAGCCUCACCGCACUUCCUUGCAACCACUUUAGGGUUAACAUAGCAGUCAUAAGAUCUUGAACUAUUGAUUUUGCUAGUUGUGUUUUAAUAUUGUAAGUAAGUUAUUUAUGCACAUUGAUGUGCUGCAGAUACUAUUCCAGUGAGCCUUGGAUUGUUCCAGUGGCCAACAUAUGCAGACAUUUGUCCUAUCAAACCAUUUUCUCUAGGCAGUGGGCAUUCUACAAUAUUCAAUCUUCAAAAAAUUCCAGUAAGUCAAGAUUUUAAAUGUAUGUUUUAUAUUCAACAGAUAUAUUCUGCUGCAUGUACUGUACUCAAGAGCUGUUAUGUAACACUAUGUAUAUAUGGUGCAAAAAGUCAGUGCUUCUGAAAAGAAAAUGAGACAAUGGUUUUUAAAAUGCCUUUAUAGCUUUGGUUCUUUAUGAAACUUAAUUCAGCAGGCUGAAGAAAAAGGUUCUUGUAUACAGCGGGCUGUUGUCCUCUAGGGUACUUGAGUAUGUAAAAACAAAAAAUGCUGUAGAAUGAAACAAACUUGUGCCAUUAGUCUUUAUAUGUUUCUGCUCCAGAAAAGGUGCAGGAAAAAAGGUGUUAAAGUGAUGAUAAAUUUUUAUACCAAAUGUGUUUAUUUUUUUGUGCAGGUAAUCCUUUAAAUUUGAAUUGUAUUAGGUGUUAAAAUAAAACAACCUCAGCUCCUCAA